GCCGCAGCAGCACCGGUAUGUGUGUUUGUGUUCGUAUGACAGCGAAAGAUUUCUGGGGAUGCAAGAGAGGUAGCCGUGUCUGACGGGAUGGCAGGGAUUAUAAAAAAGCAGAUUUUGAAGCAUUUGUCCAGGUUUACUAAGAACCUCUCCCCGGAUAAGAUAAACCUGAGCACGCUGAAGGGAGAGGGCCAGCUGUCCAACCUGGAACUGGAUGAGGAAGUCCUUCAGAACAUGCUGGAUCUGCCCACCUGGCUGGCCGUCACACGCGUCUACUGCAAUAAAGCUGCUAUACGGAUACAGUGGACAAAAUUGAAGACCAGCCCAAUAUGUUUGUUCCUGGACAAAGUAGAAGUUGAAAUGAUGACCUGUGAGGAACCCCGUCCCCCUAAUGGUCCCUCCCCUAUUGCUAUAACUGCAGGUCAAAGUGAGUAUGGCUUUGCCGAGAAAGUCGUAGAGGGAAUGUCUGUAAUCAUCAACUCCAUUAUUAUUAAAGUGCAAGCCCGAGCUUUCCAUGCCUCAUUUGAGCUCUGGCAGCUCCAGGGCUGCAGUCUCAAUCCCAAGUGGCAGAAGACUGACCUACGUAACACCCGCAUCACACAUCCCAAAAGAGGAGAGGUCUUAACAUUUAAAGAGAUCAACUGGCAGAGUCUGCGCAUUGAGGCAGAUGCAAUAGAGAGUGAGGAGCAGGAUCUGGGCAGCAUGCCACUCCGUCUCAUUACCAAUCAAGGCCGAAUACGGAUUGCUCUUAAACGCAGGGUGAAGGACUGUAAUGUAUUGGCGUCCAAGCUGAUGUUCAUAUUGGAUGACCUGUUGUGGGUUCUGACAGACUCCCAGCUUAAAGCCAUCAUCCAUUACGCCAAGUCUUUAAGUGAAGCCAUGGAGAAAUCUGCCCAGCAGAGGAAGAGCAUGGCUGCUGAGACACUACAGACUGCCCCUCCCUCUCCUGGAGUUCACUCUCUGUUGACUGAAGCUCCUCCCUCCCCUGCCGCCGGCACCCCCAGCACACCGGCCCAGUAUUUUGACCUCCAUGAUGUCAAAGAAUCCUCCUACCACACUUUCAUUUCCCGUCUUGAUCUGCAUAUCUGCAAUGAUAGCUCUUCAGAUCCUGAUGAUACUCCGCCUCCAGGCACCCUGGGUGCAAUGCAACUGACUUUCCGGAAGUUAGGCUUUGAUUACUACCCUUUCCACAGACCAGGUGAUGACUGUCGGCACUGGGAGCGUCACUGUGGGGCGAUGGAGUCUCGUGCGCAGUGGGUGGCCAAACUAUUACAGGAGUUUCAGAGGAGAGUGGAGGAUUCGGGUAUCCCUGGACCUUAUUCAGAAACACCGUUAUCUGCUAAAAAUUCUUCAGCCAAAAAAGUCAACAAAGAUGUGGAACACUUGUCAAAUUUUAGCCCUGAACGAGGUCAGACCUCACGGCGGGGUUCAGCAGCCGUAUCCCCCCUGAAGAGACUCCGCUCCAGCUGUAUGGUGCUCCGUGUCGAUGAUAUGGACAUCCAUCAGGUGUCAACUGGGGGGCGUCACAGCAAGAGAACGCAGUCUCUUCUAUCAUGUAACCGCAAGUCUUUGCAUCUGCCAGAUAACUCGCCUGCUAUUCACCUGCAGUUCACAGAAUACUAUUUUCCUGAUAACCCUGGACUUCCUGCACCCUGCUCUAACCUGUAUGGCCAGCUGAAUGGUCUACAACUGUGUUUGGAUGCUCCAAGUGUACUUUGGAUGACUCUGUUCUCACGAGGACUACACAGGACAUUGGAUCAGGUCAAAGCUUUUUACCAUCUCCAGGACAGCAGCAAAAGUGAUGAACAUAUCGAUAUUCGCCUAGAUGCAACACAGCUUAAGGUGAUCGUUCCUCUGGAGUCUUCCAUUUUGGAUCACCCAGACCGCCCUCAGUCACUGAGCAUCAGUCUGCCUCACAUCGUCCUAAGCAACACACGUCACUGUCCUCACGGUUCCCGCUCUGACCUCAACAGCACCUACAGUUGUUUUUCUAGCUCUCCCUUCUUUCAGUCCACUUUGUGCCAACCUUUCCCCCGUGAUCAGAGCAUCCUCCAUCCCCUUCCAUUGGCAUUUCUUCAACACUCUUUGGAAAACGACCACCUAUCUCUAAUUGACAGCCGUCCCUCUCGCUCACAGGACAUUUGGUCAAUCAGUCUGUCCCGAGUGGCUCUGGGAUUUGAAGGGGCUCGUCGAGGGCUCAAGGGAAAACCUCUCCCCUUUGUGGAGCCCUUUGCCUUGUCUUUGUGGAUGUGUCGCCCUACUGCCUUCAGAAAAGACUCUUGCGAACAGAGAGACCUAAAAUUCUCCUCAAUUUCUAUUAAAGACCCUCUCCCAGUCUCAUCAACGGGUAUUAAGGAAAAACUAUCUGAUCAAGUAGUCCAGACAGAAGAACUAGUUAGGCCUCCUAUGGCCUCCAUCCAUAUCUUGGCCCAGUCUAUCACUCCUUUCAAAAUGUGGCUCAACCACUACCAGUUUGUAGCGCUUUUAAGGAUGAAAGACUACCUCUCCCAACUGGCCCGAGACUUGAGCAAGGAUGGCCAGAGUUUGGGCCAUUUGGAAUGUUCACAUGCAGACUCCCCUGCAGUAUGCGUCUCAUUCUUGAUGGAGGCCAUGGAACUGACUCUGCUGCUUCCUCCUGCAGUAUGUGAGCCAGAAGAGGAAGUCCUGUCUCCAGAUGAAACGGAUACUCCCAGUCUGACAGACUCCGAUCUCUCAUUGCACCACCCCGGUGAGGAGGACAGUGGUCUGGGUCGGAGCGGGGCAGCGAUGGUUCAGGAGGAGGAUGAAGAGCAAGAGGGUUCAGUUGAGGAGGCUUGUGAAGCCAUUGAAGAGGGAAUGGAUGGAAAGACGUUUCAGGGUGACGAAGCUCAGCUCUCUGCCCAAUCUUCUCCACUUUCUCCCAGGAACCCUGCAUUACUCUCUCGGCAACCUUCUACUUUCAGCCUGGAAGGGGAGCUGUCCAGUGCCCUAAAUGCCACCAAGGGUGUUACUAAAGAUGCGCUCAAUGCCUCCCUGGAUCUCACCAAGGGGGCGCUGUCCAUCACAAAAGAUGCUUUUAGCAUCCUUAGCCGAGGAUCUGCAAUGUCUAAGCUCUUCACGCCUCAAAACAGCAGGCCAGAAGAGUCUAGCCCCACCUUCAUGGGGAAUCUGCGGCUACAGUCCAUAAAACAGUCACCAUCCCAGAAUUCCUACGACAGUGCCAUUCUAGAAGGGAGCCUGGCAGACGACGGCUUAUCCAUUGACAGUGACAUCAGUGAAAACUUUGUCAUCCUCAUGGACUCCGAGUCAGGUGUGGACUCUUUGCGUCCGAAUGGUAUGGCGGUCAACCCUGGCAGCUGUGUUAGUCCUGCACCUGGAACAGAAGGUGGAUCAUCAGCAGACCUUAGCAGUUCGCUCUCCCAGAGCACCGAAGACAUUGCCCAAGAUACAUAUUCAGUGUUAGUUCUGUGUCUAAGCCGAAUGGGUUGCCUGGCAGAGAAGCGUGGAGAAGACAUCAUAGUGGCGCUGGAGGCCAGAGAACUUGUGCCUAAACAACUUGGCAACCAUAAAGUCACAGAGCUGCUGACAGGACAGACGCUGAUGCAGGCUGGUUCUGCAUCUCCCAGCGCUCCGCUGUCCCCGGGCCCCCGAGCUCUUUCCUGCCCCCCAGCAGCAUCUCUCAGAUUGGAAAUGGGGCCCUGCGCGAGCAGACAUUCCCCUCUAUCGGAGAGCUUGGGGUUUAUGGAGAUGUGUUUGACGGGAUGCAGAGCAGAGCUUUUGGCUUCUACAUUAAACACUUUGGGUCCCUUCCUGGAGGAUGAGCUUAAGGCAGACAUACAGCCAAUGAGAUUAUGGCUGCAAGAAACUGCUAUUACACUUAAGGAUGAUGGUCCUCGUGUUUACCCGACUGCUCCUCAGCCAGUUCCCGUACUCUUUUCUCUGGAUGGAAUUGUGCUGGAGCGUUUAGAUGAUGGAAUUCUCAGAUUGCGACCGGCUACUCCGAGUCAGUCAGGGAUGGCUGACCAAUCCUGUUCUAAAGUUCAUGAGAAAAACAAGUCUCUGGAGUCCAAACUCGCCGAUGUCCAGUCUGCUCUCCAGAACGCUCUCUCUGAGCGCGAGCGCCUGCUACAGGAAAUCAGAAAACACAACCCCUCUUUCACCUUAUGAUGGAGAAAUAACCAGACCUCAAUUCAAGCAAGGCACCAGAUGUUUUCAAGAUGAACCAUAAGAGGUUUCUUUACCUUCAUUGACUCAAAAUUCUCCUCCAUCGUUUUCUGAAAUCUCAAUCAUGUCUUAGUGUAAGAUCAGAUAUCAUCUCUAGUUUAUCUUUGACUAUUCUUUACAAGUCUUCCUGUACAGUGACAUUUCUCUGUUUUUGAUGAACUACAUCAGUGCUAAGAUUGAACACAGAGACUCUUUCACUGCCAGAAACCUCUCCCUCCUCCACUAUUUCCCCACCUUUGUUCAGCAUAGUUCUUGCACAUGAUUGUUUGUUGCGAGUUUCACCACAGGGCCGUAAAACAUUAUAGGUACUACAGAUGUGUCCGAGAAAGUGUGUGGUACCACGGCUGGGCUGAUAGAUAAUAGUUUUUUUUUAUUUGUGUGCCGCCUACCUCGAUGGCAAUUCAAUACAUCAUAACCAUGAAAAUUGACGUCAUACACAUUGACAGCAAAAUUAUUAUUUUCAUGAUACCUCAACCUAUGCUGAUGAGAGGCUUGCAUUUGAAAAACACAAAUUUGAAAGAGUACAAAGACAUUUGUUCCUUUGUAUGUCAAGAAAUCACCAAGCAUAAUUUAUUCACCAUAAUGCCAUUGUAUGUGUAUAUGACUUUAUUUAUUCAGCCGUACACUUUUAAAGUUAGAUUUAUGAAAUAAUAUCUUGGCUCUUCCUAGCUUUGUAAUGGCAUUGAACAGCACACCAAAACGUUUGUGAUAGGAAAUGCUUUUUAUUUUGAGCAUAUUUAGUGUUUAAUUAAAAACACGCUGGAUCCGCGUCGAUACGUAAGACGAUCAAUGGUUCUCGUAAUUCUUGUGACAAGUCGUCUUAUGCUCCAUACACACCAAUCGCAAAGUAUCUUGUUCCUCGCUCUAUAUUACUCGCGGGAUUAAACUUCAUGCUAAUUUUUCGUUUGAGUUUAAUAUUUAGAUCUCGUCAAUUGCGCCGCCCAAUUCACGUCAUUCUCAUUGGCCUACAAAGACGCUCUUGAAGUGAAUAGCGCAUGUUUUUGCGCCAAUUGCGGCGCCAAAUUCACAUCAUCGCAUUGCCCCACGCGAGUUUGCGUCUAUUCACAUCUUUACAUUGACCUUUUAUGUAAUCUACUCGUGCAAGUUGAAUUCGCAUUUGGUGUGUACGCCCAUUAUGUGUGCCACGGGACACGUUUCAACCAAUAACGGAUCGAAAAGUUGAUCAAGUAUAAAUACUUAAACUGCUAAUUAUUUAAUUACGUAGUUCACUGUAAUGUAGAUAUUUGUGUGUACUAUGUAUAGCACAUAUCAUAGGGUUAGUUUAAUAUGUUAACCUCAAACAAACUAAAAUCAGCGAUGAGCAUUCGCAUGAUGCACACUAUUUGUAUAAGGUUAAUGUCAUGCUGCCUUUGAGUAGAAAGUUGACAGUGAGGCAACUCGGUAGUUUUUAAAACCAAACCUGUAAAGAUGUUUCAUUGUUUAUUGAUUGUAACAGUGUAUUGUACAGUGAAUUACUUAUGCUGCUGUUUAUCAGCAUUAAUGCAGUAUGUCAGAAUUUGCUGAUGUUUGUUUGUGUGAUUCAAGAGUGGAUUUAAAGACAAAAGCACUUUGAUAUCAAGUCACUGUAUCAUCAGUAUAUAUUGACCUUCAUCUGAGGUUCCUUGUACAACAGACAGUACUUUUGAAAACUAAAAGGUUAACGUCAUUGAGCCGAGAUCACCUCUGAUUCUAAUACGAUACUGGAGUGAAGCAUUUGUGCCAAGGCUAAUGUUGUACACAUGAAUUUUGUAGCCUUAUUUCAACAGCUUUUAUUUGAAUUGACCUAUGGCUAAACGCGAUGAGCCAAUCACAGUGCACAUAGCAACUCAAUACACUCGGACAUUCUUUACUUCCACGUCCAUUGAAACGCAUUGCAGUUAGUCAGUUUCAUAUGUUUUUCUUGUCAUUUUAAGUUUAAAAUGGUCAAACGGUGUGCAUGGGGGACAUGCAACUCCGACACUAGGUAUGGGCGACGGUGUGUAUUUUUAACCCUUUCCUGAGCCACAUCUUGACAGAGAUAAGUGUACGCUUAAUCCAGAUUAAGUUGUGCGGUAAACCACAACACCAACUAAACGUGGAUAAAUUAAACAAGGAUUUCUACAUCUGUUCUAAGCUAAGUCAACAACGUAUUUGACAUUAUCUCUAACGUAAUGUUAGCCUAACAUUAGAAAAUGUUAACGUUAGCUUCUAGCUGCGCUGUACGUCAUGUCACUUAGCUUCAUUAACGUAUCUGUAAAUAAUUGAGAUAAGAAAUGUUAUUUUUAAUAGCAAUGUUGUGCUGAAUGAUUCAUGUAAAUACUGUAGCACCAAACUAACGGAGAGGUACUCUUGGUAAAGAAACGUAUGCUGAAGCUUUUCAUCGAACUUCUCAACAAUAAAAUUAUUAAUAAUAUAACCCUCCAAUGCAUAGUUAAGGCCCUUUUGGUGACUUUGAGAUGAUAUAUAUAGUCUUUCUGUCUCCAAAAAUCAUCAAUUGCCUCCUGUGAAAUGUCUCCUACUGUGACAGCUGCCAUAGCGCCUUUCACCGAAUGUUGAUUGUUUGUCUGAGUGAGUGGAAGGGGCGUGGCUUAGCCAUAGGUCAAUUAUGGAGUCUGAAGUUUAUCCAGUAUUACAAGGGUCACGUGGCACUAUUAGGAGAGUUAUUUGUAACUGCAAUUUAUUUAAUGAAAACCGUUUGUUUAAUUAGAUUUUGUUUUUUAAGGAUGACACAUCAUAAAAAUCUUUUUUCAUGUUUAAGUGCUUUAAUUGGGUCCCCAGUGCUUCUAUCAACAAAAAAAUGUGAAAAAGAUCAACCCAGUAACUUAGUUUUUGUUAACCAUUCUCUGCAAGCAUGUGAAGAAAUAGGUCAUUAAAAUUUGGCUCCCCUUGUGAUGUCAAAAGGGGAUCUUAUUAUAAUAACACCGCCCCUUAAUCUGCACUAUCCAACCACAGCACUAAAGUUUAAUGCAGAGAGAGAAAAAAUAAUUGACAGCACAAUUGAGUUUCAAUUCAACCACCAUCAUUGUGACAGUGUUUGCACUUCAUCAGCUCAUUUGCAUUUUAAAGGACACACCCAUAAUGGCACAUUUUUGCUCACACCUACAAAGUGUCAAUUUUAACAUGUUAUAAUAAAUUAUCAAGAUGAUAUUUUGAGCUAUAGGUACGCUGGGGACACCAAAUAUUUAUUUAACAUCUUUAAAAGUCUUGUGAAAUGUCCACUUUAAUACUCCAGAUAAAUUUCUUUGAGGUACUUUAAUAAUCUUUAGUUGAACUUUUGAACAAAACAUUACGGGGUGGUUUCCCAAACAGGGUUUAGAUUAAUCCAGGACUAGGCCUUAGUUGUAUUAGGACAUUGAAGUAGUUUUUACAAACAAAUCUUACAAAUAAACAAUACUGGUGUGCUUCUUGUGACAAAACAAUGUCACUGAUAUAUGUUAAGAUGGGUCAUUACAAGGUGUUUUUAAAAUUAAGGCAGCUCAAACAUGAAUUUUAGUCUAAGACUAGGAUAAGACCUGUCUGGGAAACCGUGCCUAUAUAUAAUGUAUAUACAUAUUAACGUGGAUUUAUUCGAUUACUUAUCAAAAAAAUGCCCAUCUUAUAGUACCGAGUUUAGCGUUGUAAAGAUAAUGCAUUUAUUUUUUUGUACUUUAAACGUUUAAUGUUCAAAUGAGCUAAAAUGUUGGCAUGAAAAUCUGUAAAAUGUCCUGUAUGAACAAAUGUUUAAACUACAGGUGCUAAAUUGUACACUAUUUGUGCAAAUGUGACAGAAUUUUUGAGGUUAAAUCAGUAUUAUGGACUCUUUAUUAUGAUUAGAAUAGAAAAGAGAAACAUCAGGUUUGUCCUAAAUGAUCAGAAUGUCUGGUUAUAACACAAUUAUAACACAACCUACGUUGGUAGUAGUGUCCGAUAGCUUCAGUGUUAUUGUUUCCUCGUUUUUAUUUAAAUUCUUUUGUGAAAUAUGUAGCAUUUUAUGCACUUAAACAGUUACCAUGUUGGUGUAUUCAAUAUUUCUGUCUUCCAAAGAGCAUUGAUGAAGAAACCGAUGGUUAAAAUGACAUUGUACAGAUGUUUUCUGUAUACAGUAUUAUUCUUACAAUCAUUCAGUGCAUGGAAACCUUUUUGUUUAGCUAUUUAAUGCAUGGCUUUACUUGAAAACUUGCACAGAUGCAACAUGAAGAUCACAGACCUCAUUGAGGGUUGUUUUUAUUUUCUGAUUUUUUGGCAAAGCAUGUUUAGCAACACUUGGUCAUCGAUGCCUUAAUUUGCUGUGGGUUAAAUAUGUCUUUGACACUACAGUACCAGGGUCAUCCUUAUUUUAUUGGUCGUUUUAGCGUGUGGUUGGUACUAGUUUAACUUCUCUGUGUGGUUAAAUCAGAAUAUUCUGUUUAAAUGCUCUAAUUUGUUUGUUUCACUUAGAUGUCAGACACUGUUGUUACAGUAUAUACAAAAGUUUUUAAGAACAAAAUCCAACUUAUUUCUUUCUGGGUCCUGACUGGAAAUUGGCCUUGUAAAUGGUGUUGAUAAGAAACAAAAAAUCAUUUUAAAAACACUGAUUUGGUUAAUAUGUGAUGAUUUUAACCUAGUAAGAUCAAAUAAAUGGUGUUCGCUCGAGAGUUCCUAAUAGGUUUCGAUGUCCCACACUGUGCUCAUAUUUAGUAAGACACCAAAGUUAGAUUUAAAUAAUCAAACAUAAAACUACUAGUUUAUGACUUUUCAUCAGAAUAGGUUUAUUUUAUUUAAUAAAACUAGAUUGUGUCUCUGUGUGUGUGUAUAUAUAUAUUAUACUGUAUGUAUUGAUGACAGUUGUGUGUGUUGAGUUUUUUUUAUUGUUGAAGUGUUUUAAUUUUCUAGUGUCUGUAUUUGGUUAAAUUUAUGGCAUGUGUUCAUCACACUGCUCAUGAGGUUUUUGUUUUUUGCUAAUAGCGUUUAAUUUUUUAUUUAUUUUUAUUUAUAGUCAUUGUCAGUUUUUAUUUGAUGCCACCACAAUGAAAUUAAAACAAAAAAAAUAUUUUGUUUGGUUCUGUGAACCAUUACACUAUUAUGAUCAAUAAAAUGUUUAAAAUUGUAUAAAAAUAAAA
Molecule: messenger RNA, 9257 nt
Organism: Paramisgurnus dabryanus
Lineage: Eukaryota; Metazoa; Chordata; Actinopteri; Cypriniformes; Cobitidae
Gene: bltp3a
Product: bridge-like lipid transfer protein family member 3A
Source: RefSeq, a predicted model, not a curated record